GUUAAUAAGAUCUUGGGUUUCAUUUAUUUUAUUGAAUUAACAUGUCUAUGUAGUGAAAGAUUUGAUCUUGGAUUGAGUGUAAUGUUCAUAAAAAUUGAAUCUUUUUUGCUCAUUUUCAAGCAUUUCAUGUUUGGGAUUACUGUCGGCAAGUGUAUUUUUGUGUGGAGUGGACUAACAAAUGAAGUAUUCUUAACUUAUCUUUAUUGUACUAAGCUUUUACACUGUUCUUUUUUCCUUUCUUGUAUUCUUGGUUGUUAGGUGCAAAAAUUCUUUGGUUUGGUUCUUUUUUUCAUAUUUCUUCCCUAAAUUAUUGACUUUAGUGGCUAAUAGGGCCCUCAUUGGGACAGCAUAAUUUGAUAAAGUUUUGGGCCCUAUAUCAUGUGGAAAAUUUAAAGAUAAAGUGAACAUGUUAUGUUACUUCUAACUUGACCCUUACUUUCAGUAUCAGCAGCAGAUCUAAUCUAAUGGUUUUUAAGAGUUGUAAUUAAUAGCCUGUUUUUGAGAUUAGAUCUGUUAAUUGUCCUCUUGUUUUUGUGUGGAUACGAGGAUUUUGUAUCUAGUUUAUUCAAAUAUCUAAGUAUUGGAGUACUGCAUUUUCAGUAGCUGAUAAGGAGGAUCAGGAAAAAUGAAGCACAAAGAUGGAAAACCUCAUCAAUCGGAUAAAAGUUCAUGGAAAGUCACAGUGCCAUUAACAGUUGUGGUGCUGUGUGGGCUUUUUUUCUACCUUGGAGGUAUUUUUUGCUCUGAAAGGGAGAGAUAUGUAGCUGAGCCUGUUAACAAGGCUGUCGACACUCCCACGGGAACUGCUACUGUACCUGUCCAGAUCAAAGCUGUUUCGUUUCCUGAAUGUAGUGCUGAGUAUCAGGACUAUACUCCAUGCACAGAUCCAAAGAGAUGGCACAAGUAUGGUCGCCAUCGUCUUGCUUUCUUGGAACGGCAUUGCCCUCCUAGUUUUGAAAGACAGGAAUGCUUGGUACCCCCACCAGAUGGCUAUAAAUCGCCUAUUAGAUGGCCAAAGAGCAAAGAUGAGUGUUGGUACAGGAAUGUUCCAUAUGAUUGGAUUAACAAACAAAAGUCCAAUCAACAUUGGCUUAAAAAAGAAGGGGAGAAGUUUCUCUUUCCUGGUGGUGGUACAAUGUUUCCUAAUGGAGUUGGUGCCUAUGUUGAUUUGAUGCAAGAUUUGAUUCCGCAAAUGAAAGAUGGGACAAUCCGAACUGCCAUUGAUACUGGAUGUGGGGUAGCAAGCUGGGGAGGUGAUUUACUGGAUCGUGGAAUUUUGACGGUCUCUCUUGCCCCAAGGGACAAUCACCAGGCUCAGGUUCAGUUUGCUCUGGAACGUGGAAUUCCUGCAAUUCUGGGCAUCAUUUCUACUCAGCGUCUUCCUUUCCCUUCAAACUCCUUUGAUAUGGCUCAUUGUUCAAGAUGCCUAAUUCCAUGGACCGAGUUCGGUGGAGUUUACCUUCUUGAGGUACAUCGUAUACUCCGACCUGGCGGUUUUUGGGUCCUCUCUGGUCCUCCAGUGAACUAUCAACGUCGUUGGAGAGGAUGGAAUACCACUAUUGAGGAGCAAAAAUCAGAUUACGAUAAGUUACAAGAACUACUAACUUCAAUGUGCUUCAAAUUAUUCAACAAGAAGGACGACAUUGCUGUGUGGCAGAAGUUGUCUGACAAUAGCUGCUAUAAGAAGCUUGAUAAUCCUGACAACUAUCCCUCAAAAUGUGAUGAUGGUACUGAACCUGAUUCAGCGUGGUACACCCCUCUUCGUCCUUGUGUAGUUGUUCCAAAUCCAGCUGCUAAGAAAGUCAAGUUGGAUGCCCUCCCCAAGUGGCCAGAAAGAUUGCACACUGCUCCUGAACGCGUUUCUGAUGUUCGUGGAGGUAGUGCUGGUUCCUUCAAGCAUGAUGAUGGUAAAUGGAAGGCUCGGGCAAAACACUACAAGAAGUUGCUCCCUGCACUUGGGACUGACAAGAUCAGAAAUGUAAUGGACAUGAACACCUUGUAUGGAGGUUUCGCUGCUGCUGUGGUCGAUGAUCCGUUGUGGGUCAUGAAUGUGGUUUCAUCUUACGCACCGAAUACACUUUCUGUGGUCUACGAUAGGGGUCUUAUUGGAACAAUUCAUGACUGGUGUGAGGCUUUCUCAACAUAUCCUCGGACAUACGAUCUUCUGCAUCUUGAUGGCCUCUUCUCUGCCGAAAGUCAUAGAUGUGAAAUGAAAUAUGUUCUUCUGGAAAUGGAUCGUAUUUUACGGCCCAAUGGUUAUGCUAUAAUCCGAGAAUCCAGCUAUUUCGUAGACACUAUUGCUACUAUGGCUAAGGGGAUGAGAUGGAGCUGUCGUAAGGAAGAAACGGAAUAUGGCGUAGAGAAGGAGAAGAUAUUGAUUUGCCAGAAGAAGUUAUGGUAUUCAAAGCAAAAUUCAUGAACAACUUUGAACAUCAUAGCAUAAAACACAGUUGCUGAUAAUGGAGAGAAAAAGUUAUAUAUUUAAUAUUGGCAUCAUAGGAGAUAAGUAAGUCCAUACAGCUCAUAUAUUAUAUAUUUGUUCAACAAAUCAUUGGAGAUUGAGAUUUUGAAUUGAAGAAUCAAUAGCCAAGAAUUAACCAUAUGCUAAUAUUAUGAUGGCUUGUUCAUGCAAUAUAUUCUUUGUUAAGGCCCAAAGUUUUUUCUUUGUGGAUCAGCUGGCUCUCGGAGAUUUCUCGAUUAUAAAAAACGGAGCGUUUUAAUCUUUGGUUGUAUUCUAUUUUUAUUUUAUUUUUUAGGAAAAAAGAACAUUGCAGCUCCUUAUGUACCUAGUUAGAUUUGUUCAUUUUGAGGACUUCUUGGAUGUAAUAAUAACUAAGCUCUAUUUUUAUUGUCAAAGUGCUUCUAUCUAGCUCAUGAAAA
Molecule: messenger RNA, 2880 nt
Organism: Solanum pennellii
Lineage: Eukaryota; Viridiplantae; Streptophyta; Magnoliopsida; Solanales; Solanaceae
Product: probable methyltransferase PMT20
Exons: 8
Coding region: 626-2419 (597 amino acids)
Cellular component (GO): trans-Golgi network; cytoplasm; endosome
Molecular function (GO): methyltransferase activity
Source: RefSeq, a predicted model, not a curated record